AUGGUUCUCAAACCAUGGGCAGCCGGAACAACGAGAGAAGGAGAUUCGCGCGAGUUGGAGGAGCCAACAGAACCCAAGGAUGAUGAAGAGAGUGAUGGUGAGAUUGAAGAAGGCAUUGUCGAGUUUUCAGAGUCUGACGAAACAGAUCCCAUGGCGGAGCCAGAGUGGGACGUGGACAGCUUCGAUGGUGUAGAGUAUUACUCAUCUCCGGAGCCGGACCUUCCCUCCGAUGAGCAGCCUUACGACAAAACGGAGAACGCUGGUGAACACUAUCGCAUCUAUAAACGCCAGUUGAUCGACAGCAAGGGCUUCAUGGUGGAUCCAGGGCUUAGGCCAAGUGAUUUAUACAAAGGAAUCAAACCGUUGAGUUUUGAGGGGGGAGGGGCUAAUCGGAAAACCUUCCGCGAGUACUGUGAAGAGAUGGUCUCUAUAUGUCUUGAAAAACACAACCAAGACAAGCCCAAGGAUUCGAAUGUGGAGUUUGUUGAAAUGGUGAGGGGUAAUUAUCGAGGAGGCCCGAGACCGAAGUCAUACAUUACAUUUAUGGCGAGGGAGAAGCCCGAUGGAGAUGUUGUUGAGUAUCAAGCCAAGGGUAUGGCUACUCUUGACGGAAAGAAGCAUCCCAUUCUCUGUAGACCGGCUCCUACUCCAAAAGCCGAUUUAAUGUAUAGUUUUACUUUUCAGUUUUCAUUUUUCACUUUCCUACUUGGCUCGGAGCUGAGAGAUUUAGGGAUUUGGUCGAUCAUCGAAUCCGAUAGAAGGAGAAUCGAGCGAGAGUUUGAGGAAGCAGUUGAAUCCAUGGAAGCAUCGAGCACGUUGGAGGACGCGGCAGAAUCCAUCGAAAUAUCUUCUCCAGUGGUUGUCGAUUCGUGCCUGAUGGCAAAGCUCGAGCUGGAGGAGGAAGAAGAGAGCGAUGGCGAAACUGAAGAAGACAGUGAUGAGAAACCCAAAAUUGAGGAGCCUGAGGCUGAAAUACCUGAGGUACUACAGGCGCCAGAGUGGGACGUGGACAGCUUCGACGGCUUAGAGUAUUAUUCUUCACCGGAGAUUUUGCUUUCGUCUUCAUAUUCCGACGAGGAGGAGGCUGAAGAACACUACCGCAUCGCUAAACGCCAGCUGAUCGAUAGCAAGGGAUUUUACAUGGAUCCAGAGCUAAAACGUGUUUAUUUCUUCAAAAGAAUCAGCGCAAUGCCUUUGGACAUGAUCGCAUUUCCCGGCAAAACCUUUCGUGAUUACUGGGAAGAGAUGGUGCAUGUUUGUGUCCAAAAACACAACCAAGACAAGGAUCCAAAGUUGGAGUUUGUUGAAGUUGUGAGAGGUAACUAUCGCGGAGGACGGAGAUCCAAGUCAUAUAUUACAUUUCUGGCGAGGGAGAAGCCAUAUGGAGAUCUCGUUGAGUAUCAAGCCAAGGCUAUGGCUACUUUUGACGGAAAGAGCCACCCCAUCCUUUGUAGACCGGCUCCUAUGCCAAAGCCGAUUUAG
Messenger RNA from Microthlaspi erraticum, 1482 nucleotides. The record is from the annotation of a GenBank genome assembly. NCBI's taxonomy places the organism in Eukaryota, Viridiplantae, Streptophyta, Magnoliopsida, Brassicales, Brassicaceae.